AUUAACAUUUAAACAGGCACGUUUUUAUUUCAUUGUUUUUGAGUGUAUUUCGAAUAUUUAAUUUUUGUAUUUACUGUGUAUAUUUUUUGUAUUUAUUUAUUUAUUUAUUCGUCGCGGAAGUAUAUAUAAAAGCCUCAGAUAUAGCUUCAGUUCGAGCCAUUUUGUUAUUUCAUUGUCCCUUACUGCUUGGUGAGAGAAAAGGAAGAAAAGGAAGGAGAAGAAGAAGAAGAAGAAGAAUUUCAUAAGUUACAAGAAGCUAUAGAAAAAGAAAAUGAAGAGCUUUAUUUGCGUUGUAUUAAUUUUGUGCUUCUCAUCGAUCCACACACAAAAAUUAAGUACUGGUGAUGCGGCGCUAAUGAACGAACUAAGCAUAGUUCAGUAUAACGCUGCAAGCUAUUACAGAUAUGUGUCACAAUAUUUUCACGCGACAAAUUUGUUUGGAUUCAAGAAAUUCUUUAUGAAACUGUCUGAUUUAAAGUCUGAAAAUGCCAAGGAUAUAUUUCUAUAUAUCAGUGGCCGUAUCGAUCCACUGACAAAACCGCACGUGAGUAUAAAUACUAUUCGUUUUCUCUUUAUAGAUAUUGAGUGUAAACCAAAUCAUAGGCAGUUAAUGCCAAAAACAAUUGUGACGUCUGACUUCUUCGUUUCGCAUCCGCUUUCCAUGCUAGCAUGGGUUGGACGGUUCAACUGGGGUCUGGGAAGCCAGAAGGCUGCACCAGGCCCAGUCUGAUCUGGCAAUGUUUCUACGGCUGGAUGCCCUUCCUAACGC
Molecule: messenger RNA, 769 nt
Organism: Octopus sinensis (East Asian common octopus)
Lineage: Eukaryota; Metazoa; Mollusca; Cephalopoda; Octopoda; Octopodidae
Exons: 3
Coding region: 272-730 (152 amino acids)
Source: RefSeq, a predicted model, not a curated record